Molecule: messenger RNA, 2234 nt
Organism: Rhincodon typus (whale shark)
Lineage: Eukaryota; Metazoa; Chordata; Chondrichthyes; Orectolobiformes; Rhincodontidae
Product: kinesin-like protein KIFC3
Exons: 3
Coding region: 42-485 (147 amino acids)
Biological process (GO): microtubule-based movement
Molecular function (GO): ATP binding; microtubule binding; microtubule motor activity
Source: RefSeq, a predicted model, not a curated record
UGGCCUUAGGCAGACAGAACAGAGUGACCCAGCAGACCCACAUGAAUGGGCAGAGUUCCCGUUCCCACGCGCUAUUGGCUGUCACGGUGACAGGGACCAACAUCAGAACCAACAGGAGAACAACAGGGAAGCUGAACUUGGUGGAUUUGGCAGGUUCGGAGAGAGUCUGGAAGUCGGGAGCUCAGGGAGAGAGGUUAAAGGAAGCUCAGAACAUUAACAGGUCCUUGCUGGCUCUGGGAGAUGUGAUCCAUGCUCUGAGGGUCAAACAGAACCACAUCCCCUUCAGGAAUUCCAAACUCACCUACCUGCUGCAGGACUCCCUCCGAAAGGGCAAUAAAACUGUCAUGGUCGUCCAGGUCUCUCCAUUGGCGAAGGAUUUAGCCGAGUCGAUGUGCUCGCUGAAGUUUGCAAAGCGAGUCUGUAAAGUGGAGCAAGGCCCUGCCACCCAGUACCUGCUGGCACCAGGAAAUGUGCCAUCGUCCUGACAGGCUGCCCCCAGAGCCCUGGAAACCCUUCGAACCCUCUCUGAAGGCUAAUCCAACAUGCCUUCCAUUGCCGGAUAGCCAGCACUGUUCUGCCCUGCCCCCACCCAGGGGAGAGAGGUCAAUGAAGGGGGUAUUGAUGGGGUGAGAAUGGGCACCUUUCAUUGGACCCAUUGGGUCCCCUGUGUUGGGAAAAGAGAGAAAGGGGAAGGCAGAGGGAACAGGGGCAGAAUUGGAGUAUAUUGGGGGCUAGCAUACAGGUGCUUGAGGAGGCCAUUCAGUUAGAUCUGUACCCCCUUUGGCUGCCUUCGCCUCAUAGCCUUCAAUAAUUUUAAUACACAAUAAACUCAGUGUCCCGGCCUCUCAGAGAGACGAACCAGGUCCUCACUGCCCUUUGUAGGAGGAAGCACUUCCUGAUGACCCCCUCCCCCCGCCACUCCCCAAUUUGUUCAGGGCUCCUUCCCCACCCACUACAGGAACCAGUUACUCCCCAGCGACCCUCUUCAAAUUUCCAAACAGAUCUCCCCUCCGUCAGCUCGUUCCCAAAGCUUCACAAGAACAGUUUCAGGGAUGGGGAACGUGGGAAUAUGGAGAGCUUGGAGACACCGGGCAGAUUCCCUUCUAGAUGAGAGGGUGGAAGGGAGAUCUCUGAGGGUUCAUGGCUGUGAUCGAUAAAGCCCAGGCUGAUGCUGGCAAUUCGCUUCCCUUAGAGGGAGGUUCACUCGAGGGGUUAGGGUCUGGAAUGUACUGCCUGAGAGUGUGGGGGGAGGCAGGUUCACUCGAGGGGUUAGGGUCUGGAAUGUACUGUCUGAGAGUGUGGGGGGAGGCAGGUUCACUCGAGGGGUUAGGGUCUGGAAUGUACUGUCUGAGAGGGGGGGGGGGGGGAGCGGGUUGGGGCAGGUCAAUUCCAGACAGAGUUCAGUAAUAAAAUGGAAAGAACUGCAAGCCUGAAAGUUGUGGAAAUUGCACUGUGAGAGGAGUACUGUAACAGAGGAGCAGCACAGAAUUCAGAGGGCUGAAUGGUCUCCACUUGUGCUGUUACCAUUUGAUAAUUUAAGGGUCUUUGAAUUGUAAUUCACGGUGAAGGAAGUGAUCAGCAGGGAAACUAAAAUUUGGUCAAGGAAAGGAUGUUAUAGCUGCGACGAUAGUGAUGGGACUGAGUUGACUGUAGGAUCUGAGGGUGUGCUCUCUAGUGACAUCUCUGAUGUGGGCUAUACUGCCAGCUGGGGAGGUCAAAUUUAAUUAAUUCAAUAAAAAUCUAGAAUACAAAGCUAGUGUCAAUGAUGGUGACCAUGAAACAAUCAGUAAUUCUUGUAAAAUCUCAUCUCAGUCUGUUUGGGGAAGGAACUUGCCUCCUUUGCCUGGUCUGGCCUCUAUGUGACUCCAGACCGACAGCAAGGUGUUGACUCUGGCCUGGCCGUGUGAGAUAACCAUCUGUAACCCAGCAAGCAACUCAUCACCACCAUCUCGGGGGGCAAUUAGGGACAAUCCUGGUCUUGCCAGUUAUGAUUGGGGACGGGGGUGGGAGCAGAGGGCAUACGGUGGACAGGUUUAAUUCAGGCAUACAGAGGAUCUUGGAUGAUCAUUUGGAAUGAAGGCUUUGGGAAAUUGUUAGAGUUAUGGGAAGGAGGAUGCGCGGGUAAGGAUAGUGGGGGUGAGAGAGAAAUGUCUGGACUCUGUUAUCAAGGACCUGGUGUUGAAACUGAAUUACAGAGCCACCCGGUGUGGAUAUAUAAAGGCACAGAUAACUCA